UUUUGUACUUGUGGUUAAGUGGUUUAAUUUUACGAUUUUUUUCGAUUUUUGCAGAUUUUUGCACAUUUUUGUUCCAGAUUUUUUUCUUAUAUAAUUUUUAGAAGUUGAGCAUGUCUGAUCUUCCAGAAAAUUCAAUGCCCUUAGGCAAUUUAAGUAAUUUGGCUGAAUUCCAUCCAAUUUUGUUAAAACACUUUAAUGGCUUGCCUAUAAUGAAUGUAGCUGUUGAAAUGGCUAAAGAAUUGGAUAAAUUGGCAAAUGGAAAGAGUGAAGAAAUCCCUUCAAAAGAAUCUCUAAAUUCGCUUCGUUUAAAUAUUUAUCGAUUAGAACGCCUUUGUGAUUCCUGGUUAAAUACUGGACAUUACUCCAAUGUGCCUGAUCGUUUGCGUUUAUUUUAUUCUUUUUUGUGUGCACUUAUGGCUAAAGUGGAUUUUUUACGUGAAGAUUAUUUGUCCUCUUUACGUUUCUGUGAUGAAGGAUUACUUAAAGGCCAUGAUUUGGAGGAUGAGAGCCUUUCAGAAUUUGCUUCCCACCUUUGCCGUUAUUUUCUCCCUCCACCGCCUGAAUUAUUUACACAAAAUAAUCAAAAGGUUUUUCUUUUAUUUUUAAUAUUUUUUAAAAAAUUUUUUCAUUGGUUUUUUGGGUUGUCCGCAAAUUUUUUUGUCCGCAAAUUUUAUACUGCUUUCUAGCCUGAAUGUUUAUUUUCUGAAGUGGUUCUUAUGUAAGGGUCUGUCGACCUUCCCGAAAUCUAAGACCCAGAAUUUUUCGAUCCG
This is a messenger RNA of Meloidogyne enterolobii, 770 nucleotides long. The record is from the annotation of a GenBank genome assembly. NCBI's taxonomy places the organism in Eukaryota, Metazoa, Nematoda, Chromadorea, Rhabditida, Meloidogynidae.